Molecule: messenger RNA, 1482 nt
Organism: Amborella trichopoda
Lineage: Eukaryota; Viridiplantae; Streptophyta; Magnoliopsida; Amborellales; Amborellaceae
Gene: MAPR4
Product: membrane-associated progesterone binding protein 4
Cellular component (GO): endomembrane system; membrane
Source: RefSeq, a predicted model, not a curated record
GUCCAUGUACAAUUUGACCCCAUAGGAGCAAAGCGAGAAAUCUUUUUCUCCAUUUUCAUUGUUCUUCUGCCAGACCAGUAGUCUGUGCGCAUGUACGGCUUAGAUGAUGUUAUCGGGGACUGCUUUUGAUCCAAGCCGUCAAAACCAUUCCUUGAGCGAGUGAUGCGCAGUGAUCUCGAGAGCUACACGCCAUACCUAUGCACAAACCGGAAUUUGUAGCUUCAGUUUGAUAUAAUGGCGCAUCCACUUAGAGAAGUCGAAGACAAAAACCCUAAUUCCUCCUCUAGUGUUGCUCAGAACCAGGAAACGAACCCAAAUUCUUCAUCUUCUUCCUCCCAAGGAACUGUUCAAUCUCAUCAAAACCAGUUGAAGAACAAGAGCUUCUCCAUUCUAUCCUCGCCUUCGCUUAUUGGUCUUGCCAUCGCUGUUCCAUUCGUUGCCCUAAUCCUCAGUAUCUCAGAGAAGCCAUUGAUACCUGAUAAGCUUUGGACUGAAACUGAGCUGGAUAGGUACAACGGAACAGAUGAUGGAUUGCCUAUCCUUUUAGGAAUUCUAGGCACUGUGUUCGAUGUGACAAAAAGAAGAGACCAUUAUGGAUCAGGAGGGGGUUACCAUCAUUUUGCAGGAAGGGAUGCAUCUCGUGCAUUUGUUUCUGGAAACUUUACAGGGGAUGGUCUAACUGACUCAGUGAAGGGCUUGUCCAAUGUGGAGGUGAAAAGUAUAGUGGACUGGCGAGAUUUCUACUUGAGAAACUACAAAUGCGUUGGUAAAUUAAUUGGUCGCUACUAUAAUGGCAAUGGUGAACCAACAAAAUUGUUGAAGGGAGUUGAAGCAAGGGCAGCUCGUGGGGCCCAACUCUUAGAGAAACAGAAGGCUGAAGAGGCCAAACUACCGAGCUGCAAUUCUCAAUGGAGUCAACAGGAAGGGGGAAAGGUCUGGUGUGAAUCUGGAUACCCGAGAUUAGUUCAAAAGCCGGGAGAAAUAGCUUUGACAGGACGAAUGAGCCAGAGAUGUGCUUGCUUUAAGGAAGAGGAGCUGGAGAAGCCUGGGUUAGAGGUUUAUAAGGGAUGUGACCGGUUGUCAAAGGUGUGUGUGGUUUGAUGGCCUCAAGUGUCUCUCUCUCUCUAGGCCAAUAUAAAUUAAAUCACCUCAAGGCCAUUGUUAUUAAACCUCCCUCUCCCUCUCUCUUCUCUCUCUCUCUCUCUCUCUCUCUCUCAUUUUAUAAGUCUAUCUGCAAGCCAUUAUAAGUCUAGCUCUCUCUCUCUCUCAUUUUAUAAGUCUAUCUGCAAGCCAUUAUAAGUCUAGCUCUCACUCAUUCAAGAUACACAUGAUGUUCAACAUUUCAGAACCACUUUCUUUAGGGGGUCUUGUGCAUUCUUCCUAUUGUAUUUAAAGUCAGAUUUUAGGAUUUCCUUACCAGGAUGUAUUUCAAAUGGAGACAUGGAUUAAUUUGUAAUUUAAGAGGUUUGCAUAAUUUCUUAA